AUGAUUUUUAAGAUGACUACCUACCUUGGUGAUAAAUCAAAUUCAUCAAUAUCUGGAUAUUUCAAAGUGUCUGCACUAAAUAAUGGCAACCUCUCUGCAAACAACUCCAAUGAGACAGCAAGCAAUCUGGAUUCACCUGCCUUGGAUAUCAGUAGGGCAAUAAUUGUGGGACUUAUCCUAGGUGCCUUUAUACUAUUUGCUAUUAUAGGUAAUAUCUUGGUAAUUCUCUCUGUUGCUUGCAAUAGACAUUUAAGAAUUCCUACAAACUAUUUCAUAAUUAACCUUGCAAUAGCAGAUUUGUUGCUGAGUUUUACUGUCCUUCCAUUCUCUGCCACACUGGAAAUCCUUGGCUACUGGGUUUUGGGGAGGAUAUUUUGUGAUAUCUGGGCAGCAGUUGAUGUGCUGUGCUGUACAGCUUCUAUUUUAAGUCUGUGUGCAAUUUCUAUAGAUAGAUAUAUAGGGGUGCGUUAUUCCCUCCAGUAUCCAACUUUGGUAACAAGGAGAAGGGCAAUUUUAGCUCUCAUAGGUGUCUGGGUCCUUUCCAUGGUAAUUUCUAUUGGGCCUCUUUUGGGCUGGAAAGAGCCAGCACCCAAGGAUGAUAAAGAGUGUCGUAUCACUGAAGAACCAUUCUAUGCUUUAUUUUCCUCCUUGGGGUCAUUUUACAUUCCUUUAAUCGUCAUCCUUGUGAUGUACUGUCGGGUGUACAUAGUGGCAAAAAGGACUACUAAAAACCUGGAAGCUGGGGUUAUGAAAGAAAUGUCCAACUCUAAGGAGCUGACUUUACGGAUUCAUUACAAGAACAUCCAUGAGGACACACUAAACAGCACCAAACCCAAGGGUCACAAUCCCAGGAGCUCCUUAGCUUUCAAACUUUUUAAAUUCUCUAGAGAAAAAAAGGCAGCCAAGACGCUGGGAAUCGUGGUUGGCAUGUUUAUCUUGUGCUGGCUACCUUUCUUCAUUGUUCUGCCACUAGGAUCUCUGUUCUCAGCUCUGAAGCCCCCUGAAACAAUCUUCAAGGUGAUUUUUUGGCUUGGCUACUUUAACAGCUGCUUGAAUCCAAUCAUCUACCCUUGCUCAAGCAAAGAGUUCAAGAGGGCUUUUAUACAGAUCCUAAAAUGCCAAUGCCACCGUCGAAAGCAGUUUGGGUGGUGGACCUACAGCUACAGAAACUGGAAUCGGUGUUCCUUUGAACACCAUAGGAAAGACUCUCUGGAAGACAGCGGGAGUUUCCUAAGUGGCAGUCAAAGAACAUUGUCUUCAGCAUCUCCCAGCCCUGGCUACCUGAGCAAAAUCACUCACCCACAUAUGGAGAUGUGCACAUUCCAGGAAUGGAAAAAUUCCAGCUCUUUCCUGAGUCCUUUACAGGAAGGCAGCAGACAAAAGGACCCAUGCCAGUUCUUUACUUUCAAUCUCUUAACAGAGCGCAAUGGCCAUGUUCCUGCUGGCAGCCAAGCUUCCAGCAACGGAGACCCUGAAGCCAUCUGUGACACAUUGAAUGGCAAAACCAGCUGUAGAGCAAACAUGACACUGGAAUGA
Indicator indicator is the source of this 1536-nucleotide messenger RNA. RefSeq names its product adrenoceptor alpha 1B (gene ADRA1B). Gene Ontology annotation, cellular component: membrane. Gene Ontology annotation, molecular function: alpha1-adrenergic receptor activity. Gene Ontology annotation, biological process: cell-cell signaling; regulation of cardiac muscle contraction; adenylate cyclase-activating adrenergic receptor signaling pathway. Bases 1 to 1536 code for a protein of 511 amino acids. Lineage: Eukaryota; Metazoa; Chordata; Aves; Piciformes; Indicatoridae. The record is from RefSeq and is a predicted model, not a curated record. The transcript has 2 exons.